Messenger RNA from Musca vetustissima, 597 nucleotides. Its product is annotated as ATP synthase lipid-binding protein, mitochondrial-like. The record is from RefSeq and is a predicted model, not a curated record. Gene Ontology annotation, biological process: proton motive force-driven ATP synthesis; proton transmembrane transport. Gene Ontology annotation, molecular function: proton transmembrane transporter activity. Lineage: Eukaryota; Metazoa; Arthropoda; Insecta; Diptera; Muscidae. The coding region runs from base 93 to 509 and encodes 138 amino acids. The transcript has a single exon.
GAUCAUUAUCAGGGUUCGUUCGAAAGCUUACGUGCGCUAGCUUCAAUUACUUGUUGAUCUUCAAAGCAACUUAAAACAAAAAACAAAUCAAAAUGUUCGUAUCAAGAGUCUCCCGUAUUGCCCCCGUUGCCAGGACCGCUCUCCUUAACGGCUCCAAGCAAUACUUGCGACCAUUGAGCAGCGCAGUCAUUAGCCAAAGCCAAACCUUGGCCGCUCAGAACACAACCCCCGUUGCUUUACUGCCACAAAUCAGGUCAUUCCAGACCUCCCCCGUCACACGUGACAUUGAUUCAGCUGCCAAAUUCAUUGGUGCUGGUGCUGCAACAGUCGGUGUAGCUGGUUCCGGUGCCGGUAUCGGAUCAGUAUUCGGUUCCCUCAUCAUUGGUUAUGCCAGAAAUCCAUCAUUGAAACAACAAUUGUUCUCCUACGCUAUCUUGGUUUUCGCCCUUUCUGAAGAUAUGGGUCUUUCCUGUCUUAUGAUGGCCUUCUUGCUCCUCUUCGCUUUCUAAAAAGUGUAUUUGUGUCCUAAGAAGACUUUAAAACUUAAAAAUAUAAUACAAACAACAAAAAUAACAUCUGUACCACAACAACAACAAA